Impatiens glandulifera is the source of this 1251-nucleotide messenger RNA. RefSeq names its product phosphoglycerate mutase-like protein AT74H. Gene Ontology annotation, molecular function: phosphatase activity. NCBI's taxonomy places the organism in Eukaryota, Viridiplantae, Streptophyta, Magnoliopsida, Ericales, Balsaminaceae. The record is from RefSeq and is a predicted model, not a curated record. The transcript has 4 exons. The coding region runs from base 37 to 999 and encodes 320 amino acids.
AAUAUACAGAGUCUUCUCUCUAUCUAUUCGUCUGCCAUGUUCUUCUUCCCCAAGAUUGUAUGCUGCAGCGAAGAAACUGUCAUCUCCGCCGGAAAAUGGACCGGCGUUAACCUGGACAGGUUCCCUGAGAAGCAUAUCAAUGUAAAUCCGGUGAACGGCGUUCGAUUUCCGGUGACUAUUCCGCCGCCAAGGCCGAAGAGGAUAAUACUAGUUAGGCACGGACAGAGUCAGGGGAAUGUGGACGAGGAAGUGUACACGAGAGUUCCGGAUCCCAAAAUUGGGCUGACAGAGAGAGGGAUAUCGGAGGCGGAGGAAUGCGGGAGGAGGAUUAGGGAUAUGGUAGCCUGCAAGGAUGGCGGCGACCAUCAUGAUUGGAAGGUGUAUUUUUACGUUUCUCCUUAUCGCAGGACGCUGGAAACGCUGAGGAAUUUGGGGAAAGCUUUUGAGAGAGACAGGAUUGCCGGCGUUAGGGAAGAGUCUCGUCUCCGAGAGCAAGAUUUUGGGAAUUUCCAGGACAGGGAACAGAUGAAGAUUGAUAAGGAGAAACGGAAACAUUAUGGCCGUUUCUUCUACCGAUUUCCAAAUGGGGAAUCGGCUGCAGAUGUCUACGACAGGAUCACAGGAUUCAGGGAGACACUAAGAGCGGAUAUAGACAUAGGGAGGUUUCAACCGCCGGGCGAGCAGAGCCCAAACAUGAACAUUGUAAUAGUGUCUCACGGUCUCACCUUAAGAGUGUUCUUGAUGCGAUGGUACAAAUGGACGGUUGAACAGUUUGACGGUCUCAACAAUAUGGGCAACUGUAAUAUGAUGGUUAUGGAACGAGGCUAUGGCGGCAGAUACUGCUUGUUAAUGCACCAUACUGAAGAUGAGCUAACCCACUUCGGAUUGACCAAGGAUAUGCUCCGCGACCAGGAAUGGCAAAUGAAUGCCAAACCAGGAGAACUAAACUAUCAUAGCACAAUAACCGGACCUGAUUUUUUCGACCAUUUCGAGGCUUAAAAUGGUCCCAUCAGCACUGAGACAUUACCGCAAGUAUUUGCACUCUACAGCAAGAUACAAUUCUACUUGAAAAUGAGUGUAAGUGUGUAACCCAAGGUCUCAACUUAGAAUGGUGUAUAGUAUUGUACAUUUUAAUGACUAAAUAUGUUUAAAGAUACUAUAAAUAGAUAAAUUGGGGAAUGUUAAGAUUUCAAAACUAUGACCUUUCAGUCUUGUUUUAGGGUAUGCCCAAUUCAACUUUGAUUGGAUAUA